Molecule: messenger RNA, 1194 nt
Organism: Lactuca sativa (garden lettuce)
Lineage: Eukaryota; Viridiplantae; Streptophyta; Magnoliopsida; Asterales; Asteraceae
Source: RefSeq, a predicted model, not a curated record
AUGCUCUGUCUGGGAAUUAAAGACUUAAGAUUCUGGAAUGAUGCUUUAUUAAUUAAACACAUUUGGAAUCUGAUCAGUAACAAGAAGUCUCUGUGGGUUCAGUGGGUGAGAGAAAACUACAUUGGUGAUGGAAAUUUCUGGGAAAUUUGGCAGAAGAAAAGCAUGAAUUGGACUUGGAAAAGAUUUUUGGAAUUGAGAAAAACUGUUAGACAUCAUAUUGUCUCAUGUGUUGGUGAUGGUAGAAAUACUUCUUUAUGGCAUGAUUGGUGGCACCCAAUUGGCAUAUUAAGUACAAUUAUAUCAAGGAGGGAUUGGUUUAGAAAUGGAUUUAGUGAAAAUUCUUUAGUCAGUGAUGUUUUGACUAAUGAUACUUAUAGAUGGCCUGUUGAUUGGGUAAUAAAUUUUCCUGGUCUGAAAGAUGCUCCCAUGUUUUGUAAUAUUGGUAAUCAAAAGGAUAUUACUGUUUGGAGGGAUAUGAAUGGUGUGAAUAAAAAAUUUUCUUGCAAGCAAGUUUGGAGAGAUAUCAAUAACUUUGGAAGUAAAGUCAAGUGGGUUAGCUGUGUUUGGUAUAGUAAUUGUAUUCCCAGGAAUGCAUUUAUUUUAUGGCUUGCUGUUCUGAAUCGUCUGAAAACUCAAGAUCGAGUUAAAUGCUGGGAGAAAUCAGGUUCUUUACUAUGUCCUUUCUGUUUAAAAAUUCCUGAUUCUCAUGAUCAUCUUUUCUUUCAAUGUGAAUUCACGCAUAGUAUAUGGAAACAUUGUUGUUCUAAGGCUGGAAUUGACAUUUCUUAUUCUAAUUGGAAUGAUCUUGUUCUUAAAUUGUCUUCAGUCUUAAAUUCGAGAUCUAUUGAGAUUUUGAUCAAAAAAUGGGUGUUUGCUAGCUGUGUUUCUCACAUUUGGAAAGAAAGAAAUUCAAGAAUUUUUAGUAAAUUGAGAAAAUCGAAUGAAGGAGUUAUUUUGUGUAUUGAGAAAGAAAUUCAAUUGAAGAGUAGCUGUUGUGAUCCUGUUUGUUUUGAGGAUUGGGAUAAUAUGGAGAUGUUGAAUUGUUUGACUGUUCUUAUGGGAGGAUGUUUGGGUUUGAUCUUUUAUGGGGUUAUUUGUUAUGUUUUCACUUUUGGACUGUGGGUUUUUUUAAGGGCCUUACCCCUUGCUUUGGUCUUAAUGGUGAUUGGUGGGGUGGUUUUUGCAAUGGGGUGA